Molecule: messenger RNA, 345 nt
Organism: Chironomus riparius
Lineage: Eukaryota; Metazoa; Arthropoda; Insecta; Diptera; Chironomidae
Source: the annotation of a GenBank genome assembly
AUGUCUAAUGCAAUUGUCUAUGUUGUUCUUGUCAUUGCUACUUCGUUUGGUUUAGUAAUAACACAUUUUAUUAUUGCACUGAGAAGAGAAGCUAAUCAGCGAGCUAGGCAGUUAAGUCCAACAAAUCCAACGAUUUCAUCAUCAUACACCUAUGACACAUCGACUCAAGUUCAUUCCCAGCAUAGCAAUGCAAUUAACCCAAGUGCAUCUGCAGUUUCUACAAUUUAUUCAGGCAAUUUUGCGAGACAAAACAAUGAACUUCCUUCAUAUACUGAAAUUUUCAAUGAUGAUCUUCCAACAUAUCAUCAAGUAGUUCACGAAAAUACAAAUAAUACAAGGAACUGA